GAUAACAACACUCUGAUUGUGAGCAUCUGAAUCCAGGAUGCAGGUCUGGGUGCUUCUCGUGCCAAUGGCACUGGUGAAUGGUGAGGUGACCAGAAUGGAGUCGUGUAGAGCUGGACAUCCUGGAAUUCCAGGAAAUCCCGGCCAUAACGGCAUUCCUGGAAGAGAUGGGCGGGACGGCUCCAAGGGUGAUAAAGGAGACACAGGCGAGGUUGGGAAAUUUGGACCCAGAGGACCCGAGGGAUCUAAAGGCGAACCUGCAACACCAGGCCCCCCUGGUGCAGCAGGUACAAAAGGAAGACGAGGGGAACAAGGUACUAAAGGAAUACCAGGCAAAAUGGGACCAAAGGGAAUUCCUGGACCAUUCGGACACAAGGGACAAAAGGGGGAAGUAGCACUGCAAGGGGAGCAGGGGGUCAAAGGAGACUCAGGACCUCUAGGUCCAAAAGGGGAAAAGGGAGCUGUGGGACUGCAGGGAAAGAUUGGACCACCUGGUGCCAGGGGACCUCCAGGUUUCCCAGGUGUAAGAGGAGACCUAGGUGCCGAUGGUCCAUCAGGGCUUCCCGGAAUUCAGGGUAUAAAGGGAGGCAGAGGGGAUCGUGGGGAGAAAGGGAACACUGGGGAGAAUGCAGUGAUACGGAACAGUGCUUUUAGCGUAGGGUUGACGGAAAUAUCCAAGAUGCCUCGUUCGGGUGCCCCAAUUAAAUUUGAAAAGAUCUUGUACAACAGCCAACGUCACUAUGACCCCACCACUGGGAGAUUUACAUGUCAGCACCCGGGGGUUUAUUACUUUGUCUACCACAUCACUGUCUACGUCAAACAUAUGAGGGUGGCCUUGUACAAAAACGGUGUUCAGACCCUCAAUACCUUUGAUAGUUACCAGAAUAGUGAGGACCAAGCCUCCGGAGGUACUCUGUUGCAGCUGCAACAUGGGGACCAAGUGUGGCUUCAAGUAAUUGGUGGUGAUUCGUUCAAUGGGCUGUAUGCAGAUCCCAAUGAUGACACCGUCUUUACAGGCUUUCUGCUGUUUACUGAGUGAAGUGGUUCACAUAAUCAUAGUCAUACAGCACGGAAACAGGCCCCUCGGCCCAACAUGCCCAUGCUGACCAA
This is a messenger RNA of Amblyraja radiata (thorny skate), 1107 nucleotides long. It is a transcript of the gene c1qtnf9, whose product is annotated as C1q and TNF related 9. The coding region runs from base 38 to 1036 and encodes 332 amino acids. NCBI's taxonomy places the organism in Eukaryota, Metazoa, Chordata, Chondrichthyes, Rajiformes, Rajidae. The transcript has 3 exons. The record is from RefSeq and is a predicted model, not a curated record. Gene Ontology annotation, molecular function: protein binding.